AUGGAGGAAGUUAAAUGCAUUGAGAGCGCUGAAAUCCAACCAUCUCCAUCCAGCAUUGUUCCUCCUCCGCUGAGGGAUGGUGAGUGUUACCAUGUCUUCAUCAGCUACAGCAGCACUGACUACCAGUGGACCCACUCCCUCAUUGAGCAGCUGGAGUCCUGCGGCCUGCAGGUCUGCUACCAUGAGCGUGACUUCACUCCAGGACGCACCGUGUUGGAGAACAUGUCAGACUGCAUCCAGGAGAGCCAGAAAGUCCUGCUGGUCCUCAGUCCAGAGUUUGUGAGGAGCCGCUGGUGUCUCCUGGAGGCCAACAUGUCUCUGUUCAGGGACUGCCUGGAGAGGAAGCCAAUAGUUCCAGUGCUGCUGGAGCCUGGAGUCUCUAUUCCUCUCCACCUCUGCCACCUCACCUACCUGGAGGUCAACGACCCUGACUUUAAGAGUAAACUGCUCAAGGUGCUCUGCACCCCCAACCAACAGCUGCAGGGCUCCACUGUGGUUCCGUUCCAGCCUCCCUCCAUCUACAACGGGAAGGCCCUGCAGCCUUUGUCUGCUGUCAAUAAUGAAAGAAUGAACAAAUGGUAA
This is a messenger RNA of Xyrichtys novacula (pearly razorfish), 582 nucleotides long. Lineage: Eukaryota; Metazoa; Chordata; Actinopteri; Labriformes; Labridae. The record is from the annotation of a GenBank genome assembly.